Venustampulla echinocandica is the source of this 1020-nucleotide messenger RNA. RefSeq lists its product as uncharacterized. The record is from RefSeq and is a predicted model, not a curated record. NCBI's taxonomy places the organism in Eukaryota, Fungi, Ascomycota, Leotiomycetes, Helotiales, Pleuroascaceae. Bases 1 to 1020 code for a protein of 339 amino acids. The transcript has a single exon.
AUGCCUUUUCAAGCCCGCGAUCGCGCCGUCCCGCCGCACCCACCUCUUAAAAGGUCAGAGCGGAUGAUAGAGCGGAUGGCAGAGCGGCCCGAGACUUCCUUCAACCCCAAGGGAGGAGAUAACAGAAGUCCCAGCGUGCACUUUAACGGCUAUGCUACACAGUGCUACCUCACUACUGGAGUCUUUUCUUGCAAGCACAAGGUGCCGCUUAAGGACGGAAAAAUCACUCAUGCCGGCAAGUGCAGAAGCACCAACCACGAAACUCCGUGCGGCAACAUGGCCAUGAGAAACAAGGAGUGGUAUUUCAGUAGACUUUGUGCUCUCUGCGCUGUCGAUGCUAAGGCGCGGUACGCGGGUUCCUUUGAGGAGUUUAUGAGGGACGUGAAGGGUGGAAAGAUGAUGAUUACCAAGGAUACACAGUCCACUACGGCUAAUAUGGCGGAGGAGGAGAGCAACGAACUGGCCUGGGAGAAAGCAGCUGCCAGUCUCAUGGAGCCAAAGGUGAAGAGCCCGGUUCAGGAGAAGCUGCCACCACCAUCAUCCGCUAUUCGAGCCCAAGCUCAGGAGAAGACCGAAAACCUGGAUGUUGCCAGCAGCACCGCUUUGAAUACGAAGAUCUACAACGAUUAUCCCCAGAAGACUGUACAAGAAAGCUUCCACAGAAAUAUCACCAAGAAAGAUAACGAUAGCUUUGGUACUGCGGGAGAACAAACCUACAAAUAUUCCAAAGACGCCAUGGACACCGUACUCUGGGAGAGCUACCGCAAGAUCUGGAUGUCCAUGCCAAGCGCCGACAAUGGUGCUGCGGAUCCUGAACCAGCUUCCUCGCACACGUCCUCGGUCCUCGGUGGUGUCUGUAAGGCACUGACUCCGAAGUACGUGCCCGAUUCACAGCUGCCUUUAGAGGGUGAGGAGGGCGAGCUUGUUGAGAAGCCGGAUAGGGACUGUGAUGAUGGUGGUGAGGAUGGUGAAGGAUGGGUGAAUAUCGCGGGUGGUGCUGAGGCAGCUGAGUGGGUCUGA